This is a messenger RNA of Cajanus cajan (pigeon pea), 2410 nucleotides long. Its product is annotated as BTB/POZ domain and ankyrin repeat-containing protein COCH. Lineage: Eukaryota; Viridiplantae; Streptophyta; Magnoliopsida; Fabales; Fabaceae. Gene Ontology annotation, biological process: plant organ development; regulation of DNA-templated transcription; induced systemic resistance, jasmonic acid mediated signaling pathway. Gene Ontology annotation, molecular function: transcription cis-regulatory region binding; protein binding. The record is from RefSeq and is a predicted model, not a curated record. Gene Ontology annotation, cellular component: nucleus.
CAGUCCUUCUCCAACAUGCUUCUACUUCCAUCCCUCGCUAACACUAUACUCUACUCUCUCAGUAUAUGUAGACCACGAAGCAUACAAAAAGGAAAAAAAAAGUAUUUUUAAUUAAUAUUUUUCUCCUUUUUUAACCCCCGAGCCGCCCAGAAUAGCCACCCAAAUUGCAAUCUUUCUUUCUCUCUCUUCCCAGGCACUCUAUCUCUCACACCAAAAAUAUCUAUGAAAAAUAUAUUUGCAAUCCCAAACCAUAGAGCAUCGAGCGAGCGAGCGAAUCCCAUAAAAACAAGCACAGUAGCAUCAUCAUCAUCAUCAACAACAAAGGGAUGAACAUGAAGCAACCUCUUUCUUGGUGUUCUUGUUCUUGUUCUUCUCACUAUUCCAUCUCUCUCACUUUUCCCUUAAACACCCCCAAGAACCCUAGGACAGCACAGUAAAUCUAUCAGAACAGGUAAGAAACAGUAACAGUGGUAGCAGUAGCAUCAGCAUCAGCAUCACCAUCACCAUGUCCCUUGAAGAGUCGCUAAGAUCUCUAUCGCUGGAUUACCUGAACCUCCUCAUCAACGGGCAGGCCUUCAGCGACGUCACUUUCAGCGUGGAGGGACGUCUGGUUCACGCGCACCGCUGCAUGCUGGCCGCGCGGAGCCUCUUCUUCAGGAAAUUCUUCUGUGGGCCGGACCCACCCUCUGGCCUGGACCCCACCGGCCCAAGGAUCAACUCGCGCUCCGGAGUCAUACCCGUCAACUCCGUCGGCUACGAGGUCUUCCUCCUCAUGCUCCAGUUUCUCUACAGUGGCCAGGUCUCUAUCGUUCCCCAGAAGCACGAGGCCCGCCCCAAUUGCGGCGAGCGUGGCUGCUGGCACACGCAUUGCACCUCCGCCGUUGAUCUCGCCCUCGACACCCUCGCUGCCGCUAGAUACUUCGGCGUCGAACAGCUCGCAUUGCUCACUCAGAAACAAUUGGCGAGCAUGGUAGAGAAGGCUUCGAUCGAGGAUGUAAUGAAGGUGCUGUUGGCAUCUCGGAAGCAAGACAUGCAGCAGCUAUGGGCCACUUGUCCUCACCCGGUGCCAAAACCGUGUCCCCCUCCGGAGGUUCCCGCCAAGCACCUCCCCAUAGACAUCGUGGCAAAGAUCGAAGAGCUUCGGCUGAAAUCCUCCCUGGCGCGCCGCUCCUUAGUGCCGCACCACCACCACCACCACCAUCACGCCGCUCUCGACCUCGAGGACCAGAAAAUCCGCCGCAUGAGGCGGGCCCUCGACUCCUCCGACGUUGAACUGGUGAAGCUCAUGGUAAUGGGAGAAGGCCUCAACCUGGACGAAGCACUGGCCUUACCCUACGCGGUUGAGAAUUGCAGCAGGGAAGUGGUGAAGGCCUUGCUUGAACUCGGCGCAGCCGACGUGAACUACCCCUCCGGCCCCGCCGGGAAGACGCCGCUCCACAUUGCGGCGGAGAUGGUGUCGCCGGACAUGGUGGCGGUGCUUCUGGACCACCACGCGGACCCCAAUGUGAGAACCGUGGAUGGGGUCACACCUUUGGACAUCCUCAGAACCCUAACCUCGGAUUUCCUCUUCAAGGGGGCUGUCCCGGGUUUGUCCCACAUCGAGCCCAACAAGCUGAGGCUGUGCUUGGAGCUUGUUCAAUCCGCGGCUCUUGUGAUGUCGCGAGAAGAAGGCAAUGCCAACAACAACAACAAUGCUCCUUCUUCCGCGGCACCCAUCUACCCUCCACCUAUGAACGAGGACCACAACAGCAGUAGCAGCAGCGGCAACAACAACAACAUUGGUAACCUCAACUUGGAUUCAAGGUUGGUGUAUCUCAACCUCGGCGCCACCGCUCCAAUGAGUUCCAGGUUGGACAGUGGUGAGGACGAGAGAGAAGCCAUGAACACAACCAUGUACCACCACCACCACCAUCACCACUCUCAUGACUUCUAGUAACUUUUCAUAUACAUUACUGAUAUAUGAUUUAAAGCUAAGCUAAGGUAUUUGAAAUGCUGCCACGGACGAUGGAGAAUUGUGGAGGGAUGGAUGGAGCAUGAAAGAGUCUUCUUUGGUCACUUGAAAUAGACUGGUAUUCACUGCACUUGUGAUUUUUAUGUCUUGGAUGGCUCUAUGGUAUUUUGUUGGUUGGGUUUUCCUCUUUUUAGUUUUUGGGUUUAGGCUUUUCAAAUGGUCACCAUUUGAAGUGCGGUUUCAUGGGAUAAGGGACAGGGAGAAUCUAAUAGCUUCCAUUUUUUUUUUUCUUUUUUCUUUUUCUAUUUUUCCUGUGAAAUGAAACGAAAGGGUGCAUGGAGGAGACGCAGGUCAAUCUUUUCAAAUCCUCCUUCACCUGUCAACUCCUUAAUUUGUAUUUACUGAUCCGUAGCUAAUAUCACGGCCUAUUUAUUGUGAUCGCUUUACAAUUUCAGAUUA